Varanus komodoensis (Komodo dragon) is the source of this 9629-nucleotide messenger RNA. RefSeq names its product erb-b2 receptor tyrosine kinase 4 (gene ERBB4). Gene Ontology annotation, biological process: protein phosphorylation; multicellular organism development; positive regulation of cell population proliferation. Gene Ontology annotation, molecular function: epidermal growth factor receptor binding; ATP binding; transmembrane receptor protein tyrosine kinase activity. The coding region runs from base 360 to 4364 and encodes 1334 amino acids. The record is from RefSeq and is a predicted model, not a curated record. Lineage: Eukaryota; Metazoa; Chordata; Lepidosauria; Squamata; Varanidae. The transcript is spliced from 30 exons. Gene Ontology annotation, cellular component: basal plasma membrane; signaling receptor complex.
AACUUUUGGGAGUUCUUGGAUCGUGGCUUCUGGGCAGAGCCGCCGGGCAGAGCCGGGCAUCGCGCGAGGGCUGGGAAGAGGUGGUCGCGAGGCAUUCCCGGGCACCGCAGGGGAGCCCCCGGUCCGGGGCCAAGCGCUUCCUGCCGCCCGCUCGGCUGCCGAGUCACACCUGAGGGCGCGGGCGGGAAGCGAAGCGAAGGGGACUCUCCGUCGGUUUCGGCGCCGUGCCCUCCGAGAGCGGGCAGUCUGCGAGGCCACCUAGACCAUGUAAUUGCGGGGCCCGGAGAGCAGAGGAGACGGCUGCCCUUCAGCUUCUGCGAUCCUCGCCGCCGCCGCCGCCGCCGCCGCCACCCCAGAAGAUGAAGCCGGUGCUCAGCCUCCUUUCCUGGGUGAGCUGCCUCGCAAUCGCCGGGAGCCUCCAUCGCAGCGCUGCUCAGUCAGGUUUUCACAGAGAAUCUGCUGGCUUCCUUCCUUGCCAAGGCUGCAGCUCUCAGCUGGACAGGAUUUGUGCUGGGACGGAAAACAAGCUGAGCUCUCUGUCUGAUCUUGAGCAACAAUAUCGUGCCCUGCGCAAGUACUAUGAAAACUGUGAGGUGGUGAUGGGCAACCUAGAAAUCACCAGCAUUGAGCAUAACCGGGAUCUCUCCUUUUUACGGUCUAUCCGAGAAGUCACAGGCUAUGUCCUGGUUGCUCUGAAUCAAUUUGAAUACCUUCCACUGGAGAACCUGCGUAUCAUUCGUGGAACAAAGCUCUAUGAGGACCGUUCUGCACUGGCCAUCUUCCUCAACUACAAAAAGGAUGGAAGCUUUGGACUCAGGCGGCUUGGGCUGAAGAACCUGACUGAGAUCUUGAAUGGAGGAGUAUAUGUUGGACAGAACAGAUUUCUUUGCUAUGCAGACACUAUUCAGUGGGAAGAUAUUGUUCGUCACCCUUUGGCUUCCAACUUCUCUGUGGUUCCGAAAAACAGUAGUGCAGAUUGUGGAUCAUGUCACAAGUCCUGUGGAAACCGAUGCUGGGGACCUUCAGCAGAUCAGUGCCAGACCUUAACGAAGAUGGUGUGUGCUGAGCAAUGUGAUGGGCGGUGCUACGGACGCUCUGUCAGCGAAUGCUGCCACCGGGAAUGUGCAGGAGGCUGCUCGGGACCCAAAGACACUGACUGCUUUGCCUGCAUGAACUUUAAUGACAGUGGUGCUUGUGUCACACAGUGUCCCCAGACCUCAGUCUACAAUCCUGCCACCUUCCAGAUGGAGAAUAACCGAGAUGGCAAAUACACCUACGGUGCUUUUUGUGUCAAGAAGUGCCCACAUAACUUUGUGGUUGACAUUAGUUCCUGUGUUCGUGCCUGUCCCAGCCCCAAGAUGGAAGUUGAAGAAAAUGGUAUCAAGACAUGCAAACCAUGCACUGACAUUUGCCCUAAAGCAUGUGACGGCAUAGGUACUGGAAGUUUGAUGUACGCUCAGACUGUGGACUCCAGUAACAUUGAUAAAUUUGUCAACUGCACCAAGAUCAAUGGGAACCUAAUCUUCCUUGUCACUGGGAUUCAUGGGGACCCCUAUCACACAAUUGAAGCAAUUGAUCCACAGAACUUAAAUGUCUUCCAAACAGUGAGAGAAAUAACAGGGUUCCUGAAUAUACAAUCAUGGCCAGAAAACAUGACCGACUUCAGUGUGUUUUCUAACCUGGUUACCAUAGGUGGAAGAGCAUUAUACAGUGGUCUUUCCCUGCUUAUUCUCAAGCAGCAGGGAAUCAGAUCUCUGCAGUUCCAGUCCCUGAAGCAUAUCAGUGCUGGCAACAUCUACAUAACAGACAAUAGUAACUUGUGUUACUAUCACACCAUCAACUGGACCAGCCUCUUCAGCACCUCCAAUCAAAAGACUGUGAUCCACAGAAAUAAGAAGGCUGAAAACUGCACUGCAGAGGGGAUGGUAUGCAGUCAUUUAUGCUCAAAGAAUGGAUGUUGGGGGCCAGGACCAGACCAGUGUUUGUCCUGUAAGCACUUCAUCAGGGGAAGGACCUGUGUAAAAGCUUGUAAUCUUUAUGAUGGGGAAUACAGGGAGUUUGCAAAUGGCUCUGUCUGCAUGGAAUGUGACCCCCAGUGUGAGAAGAUGGAUAACAACAGAAUCACAUGUAGGGGACCGGGAGCAGACCACUGCACCAAGUGCUUCCAUUUUAAAGAUGGCCCCAAUUGUGUGGAGAAGUGUCCCGAUGGUGUCCAAGGGACAAGCAGCUUUAUUUUCAAAUACGCCGAUGAGAACCGUGAAUGCCACUCCUGUCAUCCAAACUGCACCCAGGGGUGCAUAGGCCCCCGCCUCGAAGACUGCAUUGGUUUCAUGGAUAGGUGUAGCGGCCCCACUAGUCAUGACUGCAUUUACUAUCCGUGGACACGCCAGUCCACUUUGCUACAACAUGCUAGGACUCCCCUGAUUGCUGCUGGAGUGAUUGGAGGACUCUUCAUCAUCGUGAUUUUGGGCUUGACGUUUGCCGUUUAUGUGAGACGCAAGAGCAUCAAAAAAAAGAGGGCCUUGCGGAGGUUCCUGGAGACUGAGGGUACAAUCCAGCCAGAGCUGGUGGAGCCUUUGACCCCGAGCGGCACUGCACCCAACCAGGCGCAACUCCGCAUUCUGAAGGAAACUGAGCUAAAGCGUGUCAAGGUCCUUGGAUCUGGGGCCUUUGGAACGGUGUACAAGGGUGUUUGGGUUCCUGAGGGAGAAAGUGUGAAGAUUCCUGUGGCUAUUAAAAUCCUGAAUGAGACAACUGGUCCAAAAGCCAAUGUGGAGUUCAUGGAUGAAGCUCUUAUAAUGGCAAGCAUGGAUCAUCCCCACCUGGUGCGGCUACUAGGAGUCUGCUUAAGCCCAACCAUCCAGCUUGUUACUCAGCUGAUGCCCCAUGGCUGCUUACUGGACUAUGUUCAUGAACAUAAGGAUAACAUUGGCUCCCAACUCCUGCUUAAUUGGUGUGUCCAGAUAGCCAAGGGCAUGAUGUACUUGGAAGAGAGGCGGCUGGUUCACCGAGACUUGGCAGCCCGGAAUGUCUUAGUGAAAUCACCAAACCAUGUGAAAAUCACAGACUUCGGCCUGGCCAGACUACUGGAAGGUGAUGAGAAAGAGUACAGCGCUGAUGGUGGCAAGAUGCCAAUUAAGUGGAUGGCUCUUGAGUGUAUACAUUAUCGAAAAUUCACACAUCAGACUGAUGUCUGGAGCUAUGGUGUCACCAUUUGGGAGCUGAUGACCUUUGGUGGAAAGCCCUAUGAUGGAAUCCCAACAAGAGAAAUUCCUGAUUUGCUAGAGAAAGGGGAACGUUUGCCACAGCCUCCCGUUUGCACCAUUGAUGUUUACAUGGUGAUGGUGAAAUGUUGGAUGAUUGAUGCAGAUAGUCGGCCCAAGUUCAAGGAGCUGGCUGCUGAAUUUUCCAGAAUGGCUCGAGAUCCUCAGAGAUACCUGGUCAUUCAGGGUGAUGAUCGUAUGAAGCUCCCAAGCCCAAAUGACAGCAAGUUUUUCCAGAAUCUGCUGGAUGAGGGAGAUCUGGAAGAUAUGAUGGAUGCAGAAGAAUAUCUAGUUCCUCAGGCUUUUAACAUUCCUCCACCCAUCUACACAUCGAGGGCAAGAAUGGAUUCCAACAGGAACCAGUUUAUCUACAGAGAUGGCAGCUUGACUACGGAACAAGGGGUCCUUUUGCCAUACCGAGCUGCCAUCCCAAGCAUGGCCCCAGAACCCCCCAUCAUGCAAAGUGCUGCUGAGAUUUGUGAUGACAGUUGCUGUAAUGGCACUUUACGGAAACAAGGAUCCAGCCUUCCUCAGGAGGACAGCGUCACUCAGAGGUACAGCGCUGACCCAACAGUUUUUCUGCCAGAGCGAGGACCCAGAAACGAGCUGGAUGAAGAUGGGUACAUGACGCCAAUGCCAGAAAAGUCCAAAACAGAUCACCUGAACCCAGUGGAGGAGAACCCCUUUGUGUCUCGGCGGAAGAAUGCUGAUCUUCAAGCGCUGGACAACCCGGAGUAUCACAACAGCCAAAAUGGGCAGCCCAAAGCAGAGGACGAGUAUGUGAAUGAGCCAUUGUACCUCAACACCUUUCCCAGCACCUUCGAGAAUUCGGAGUACCUGAAGAAAAAUGGGCUUCCACUGCCAGAGAAACCCAAGAAAGCAUUUGACAACCCAGGUUACUGGAAUCACAGCCUGCCUCCACGAAGCACCCUGCAACAUCCGGACUACCUUCAGGAAUACAGCACAAAAUAUUUUUACAAACAAAAUGGAAGGAUCCGGCCCAUUGUGGCAGAGAACCCAGAAUACCUCUCAGAGUUUGCCCUGAAGCCCGGCACUAUGCUGCCUCCUCCACCCUACAGACACCGAAACACAGUGGUGUAAUCCUAAAAAAAUCAAGAACCCGUACCAGCACUCUCUUUUCUCCCUCUUGUCCCCCCUCUUCCCCCCACUCUCUUUUUCUUCCUUUCCCUUCUCCUUUUCUUGCCAGUUCUUCCUCAGUUUGGUGUCUGCAAAUGGAAAGAUACAUGCAAAUAAUUUGUUCCAGGAAUCUGGGAAGAGAGAAAAGUAGAGAAGGAAAGCGGGAAAAAGCCUGGCUCACUUUUGAUGUACCUGGAGGACAAGAAAGCCAGUGGAUGCUCACAAAAGCCAGGGGCAGUGUAGCUGCUGUCAAGCUAGUUCUCUAUGUCGUGGUUCAGCUUGGAUGCUGCAGGGAAAGUAACACCAUGUCAAUAUCUAUCAGCAGGAAGUGCUGAGAGCAGCUGGAGCAUUCCUGGAGAAAGCAAUGCAAUUUUGGGGUGGGAGGGUAGGGAAGGACAAUUUUUCUACCAUAAGUGAUGAUACAAUAACUGAGAUUGAGAAUCCAACUUCUUUCUUUAACACUUUUUAUUCUGCCACCUAAACAAAAUGGCUAACCCAGCUCGCCAUACCUGUCUGCUUCACUGUGGCCAUCCAAGGGAUAAUGUUGAAGACCCUACAACUCUCAUCUUCUGCUAGCUCCCUUUUUUCCAUCCCAUCUGCAGUCUGGGGUCCAUUUCCUAACUGCACAAAGACUUUGUUACUUCAUGCUUCUGUGCAUGACAUUACAGGUUUUCUACAGGUCCAUAGAAGAACAAACAUUUUGAAAGCAAAAAUGAUUUUGAGACACAAAAUAAUAGGGAAAGAAAAACCUCUCACUUUUGACAGCAAGACACCAACCACGAUUUAUAUGCACAGAGCCUCCUGUUCAUGUUUUCUACUCGUUGAAUACAACAUGUAGUAAUUCUCCCCUUCAGCUCCUUUUGGUUUAUCAGCUAAUGUUGGGAAGCCGUGGGCAACUCUGGGGGCUGGACGGAGGAAGAAACAUGACCACAUUUUUUAUGAAAGCCACUGGCUGGUGUUUUUCCUUUGUUUGUUCCCAGGUUUUGUUUCAACAUGGUGACCUGCUGGUGAAGAGACAGGGCUGGGAGGGAGACUUAAAAGUGAAAAGAAGAAACUGGCCGGGUAAAAUGCACAUGGCAGAUCACUGGAAAAUUAGUUUGCACUUAAGCUAUGUUUUUACUUUAUUUUAUUUUAUUUUAUUUUAUUUUAUUAUUUUAUUUUAUUUUAUUUUAUUUUAUUUUAUUUUAUUUUAUUUUCAUCCUCACUCUGAACUGUAUUCUGGAAUCUGAAUGAAGCAAUAUGGAAGUGACCAGCAAAAUAAAAUAAUUUAAAAUGUAAAAUGAAUUAUUAUUAUAAUAAUAUAUAAAUAUAUAUGUGUGAAAAACAUGACUGUGGAAAUGUCAAAACAAAAUGAAAUCAAGUCUUUGGGAUUUCAUUGUCCAGUGCAACUACUGCUCAUGGGAAUACUGUUGAAGGAAUAACUAGCUUUAACAUUGCAUCGUGAAGGAAAGUGGAGCAAACAAAGUGGGUAAGAGGGGUGGGAGGGGUGUAUAGAACUGACUUGGGCUGACCAACAGACUGCUGUGAGACUGCUGUGGAGGAUUAUUGCUCUGGCACAAGGAAGCCACUAAAUGUUUUAGAAAUUAGGGGCAUGCAUGGCUGUUAUGUUCUCAUUCAAACCUGUAAAUAAUUUCAGUCUCCCAGCACGUUCUCUUCACUUUUGGCUUUUACAUGCUGAUUUUUUUAAAGUCUUAGAUUUCUUUCAUGGGGGUGGGGUGCUUCCAUGACUGCCAUGAUUUUUGUUUAAGCUAGCAUUUAAUUGUAGCUUUGAAAUGGACUGGUGAGCUGGGACAAAGACAAGAAGAUGAAAAGUCACCCUCAUUCUCCUAUCCUAACGUUUGCAAUGAAAUUGUAGGAGGGGCAAGAAUAGCUUAGUGUAUGCACUUUAGUAUUUAUUGAAACCACAAGCAGAAUGAUGGUAGGGGAACAGUGUGGAAGUCAAGGGUCAUUUUAAAGAAGCGUGUUGGCGCCCCUGCCAUAAAGGCAUAGGUCAUCCUUUGCAGGUUGGCAUUUGCAGAAGUCUACUGAUAAACAUUCAUUAAUUAGGUUUUUUAUGUGAUGCCCUGCCCUCUGUCUGUCACAGAACAAAGUAUCCAUGUCUAGGAAAGAGAAUGCAUAAAGAAAACUCUCUCAGUUUUAAACGUAGUUUAGCUGAGGGGUGGACAACCUCCAGCAAGUGCUGGCCAUCACCCCACAUCUCCCACCCAAAUUCUCACCUGGGUGAGUACUUCUGGAAGUGCAGUUCUACUUGCAAAUAAGGAUGCACUCACCACACACCUUGUCUGCUUGCUAAAUGGUUGCCUCUGGUACUGGAGCAAAUCUGGGGUGUGAACAGGGAGCUGAAAAUGGCCAUUUGGGUAGCAGAGGGAUCCCAAGGCUGUGGUAAUCAAGGCUGGACUCAUUGCAUUGCAGGAUAGUCCAUGUCCCACACAGAUGUUGCAGAGCCAGCCAUGUGUCUGUGCAAUGCUCUAAGUACGGCUGGUGGAGAAGAAUCGGGGCAUGGGACCCACGGUAUGAUGCAGUCCUCUGGCCAACGCAGAAGAUGCACUGUGCUGCAUCCUGCUGUAGUUCCCAUGUUCACAGUCCCUGAUGAUGACGAUGACACUGUGAUUUGUUGACCCUCAAAUAACUUUUAUAGCUUCAGUAAUGGAAAAUGGGCAAAGCUUUGUCUGUGUUGAGAAAAAAUGAGAAAUUGUGUGAUGCCCUCUAGCUCAGGUGUUCUCAAACCAGGGUCCAGGAGCUCCAUUCAGGGAGUCGACAUAAAGAUUGUGGAGUUGAGAAUAUGCGCCCUGGGGCCUGCACUUGAUUUAUUUUUUCUGAGGCUGAUUGAGGCUAUUUUCAUCAGGGCUGGAUUAUCAGGCAGGCUAGCAAAACCCCCGCUAGGGCCCCUGGUUUUCACAGCUUCGUGCUGAUGCACUCGACUGAUUUUUCACUUCAUGUUUAUCAAUUAAUGAAGCCUUUCACAGUGGCCUGUCCUAGGUCAUUAGAUUUUCAUAACAUGAUGCCGUUGUUGUUGUUUUCUUUACAAGUGUGUCAGUGCUAAAGAAAAUGUUGUUGUUAAAAUAUGAGUUUGGUACACGCUUUGAUUUGUAGAAUGACAAAUAUUAAGUGUUGUGGCAAGACUCCCUGUAGUUUUCAAAAGUUCUGUGAAAACCAAGUUUGAGAACUGCUGUUCUGGCUUCUUUAAGUCCCAGUAUUUAAGCCACCUGUGGUUCUGACUGCCUGAUUUAUAUGUAUUUGCCGGAUUGAGCUGUAUGGCCUGCAUGUACAUUAAGUACACGUGUGACAAAUGUUCUUUAGCCACCAUUCCUUGUUCCCAGGGUGUGGCUUCACUUCCCUUUGGCAUGCUGUGGUCCAGAUGCCUAACCCUUUGGCCCUCAUGAGACCUGAGGUCCGUAAUCCGCAGCACUGGCUGCCCCUGACCAGGGAACACCAUGCCCCAAUUGCUGUGGUGCUUCUUAGUCCCUCCUGGGACUAGAUCCUAUUGACUACUCCCACCUGUGCAAAGGAAAUGCUGGCAGGAAGUAAGGCGUUGUGGGACUUGUAGUUCUCAGAAAAGUGUGCCAGGCAUGGCGGCACACAGCUCUCUGCGUCUCAAGCUCCGUGUCUUGAAGGGCCCCAUGCAAGCGCAGUCUCUCUUCUAGAGGGCCUCGUGGUCCAGAGUUCAGGCCGUUUCUUGUGCUGUGCUAACACUGCUUCUCAGGAGCUGAAUUUAGGCACCUUUUAAAACGUUAGGUAACCUGUUUGCAAGAAGGGUGGUGCAGGGGUUUGCCUCCGCACACAAAGUCCUAUACUGAGGAUAGGGCAUGGUGUGCAAGCAUGUCCCGCACUCAGUGUGGGCACAUGGAUAAGGCACUGCUACUGCCUGUGUGAGCUUUGUAGACAAAUUCAUCUGGAGGUGUUUAGAAAGGCCUCUUCAGGUUGUUGCACCCAGUGUGGAAAGAUCUCCAUGGCACUUGGAUGUGCAGGGAGGUCAGAGGCAGGGCUCAGCAUAUGCCCACAUCCUUUCCCCUGUUUUAGCCCUAUCUAUGUACAGAUAAAUGCCUUCAGAGGGCUAGAGUUUCCCAUUGCAGUCUAGGACCUUUCUCCUUUGGCAAGUGCCUAAUGGAAUGCAUUGCCCUUGAGGGACAGAUAAAGCUUUCCACACAACGUUUUAUGUGUGAAUGCCCAUACUUCUCCCCAGCCUAAGCAUUGUGAUACUGGAAACUGGAAAUUUACAUAGGUUCUGCUACAAACUCCUUUAUGCUAAUAAGGCCUAUGCACCCUCAAGCAAUAAGGCAGCUCUUCCUUCAUGAUCACUGCUCCAUUUCUGCAGGUCUGGUGCCAGGCUGCCCAGGGGAGGGAUCUGAGUGGUGGGACAGAGCUGCUUUCCUUCCUGAGGAUUUGGGCUGGUACUUGAUCAAGAAAGGCAAUAUAAAACUCGGGUCCUUCCAACAGAUGUUUAAUUUGAAACAUCUGAAUGUAAUUGCCAGAUAGAACAUGGAUUCCCUACAGCUAUGGAACCUGUUUGUGGUGAUACAGUUUCCCUUAAGAAUAUUGUUCAAGCUAUCCAACUUGCAUGUCAAACUGAAGGGAAAGAAAGGGGAUGUUUGUGAAACCAUGCUUGAUGUCAGAGUCAGCUGAGCGAUAGAUCAUACUUCUGAUAGGCCGAGGCUGAUGGUCAAAACAGACUUGAUAAUGGUUAUUCUCUUGCCACGUUGGUAUAAUUCCCAUUUGUCAUAGCAGAAAUCCAGUUAGUGCAUAAAGCUAAGGGAUCAAAGUCUGAAGAGGAUUAGCACUGCAGUGCUGACUGCAGAAUGAUUCCAGAGGCUUUAGCCUUCCCAUCAUGGGAGGUGGUGAAUAAUAGCUUCAACGGGGAAUUAGGCGCAUUCAGUUUCUGUCCGAUGCAUGAGCUGGGGAAGAGGGCCCUGGGAAGGACUCUUGCCUUCAAGCCCUGCUUGUGGGCUUCCCAAGAGUAUCUGGCUGAAUGCUAUUGCAAACAGGAUAGAGCUUCAAACGGAACUCGGUCCAGUCAAACAGGGCUCCUUUCAUGUAUCCUUCGAGGAAAUGCUGAACCUCUUUGGAUCAGAGGCACAUCUGACAAUCGGAGAAGCAGUCCUGGGCACCGCUACGAAACGGUUGCCUCGGGAAUGUGCGCAAAGAGCAAGUAAUCUUCCCAAAAGUCUGACAGCAAGGCAGAGGUUACUUCUGAGUCCUAAUUCACGGAAUAAGUCCUUUGAAGUAAUAGUU